CAAUCACGGCCCCUCCUGGGCCGUAGCCCCGCCCACCUGCGCGCCGCCGCUGUCCUGUUGUGGGCGGGGCCUCGCCCGUCCGGCGGCCAAUCAGCCCCGCGCUGCUUGGCGGGAAGCGUCACUUCCGGCGGAAGCGGCGGCGGCGGCGGCCCGAGGAUGUUUUACCACAUCUCCCUGGAGCACGAGAUCCUCCUGCACCCCCGGUACUUCGGGCCCAACCUGCUCAACACCGUCAAACAGAAACUCUUCACCGAGGUGGAGGGGACCUGCACCGGCAAGUACGGGUUCGUCAUCGCGGUCACCACCAUCGAUAACAUCGGGGCCGGGGUGAUCCAGCCGGGGCGGGGCUUCGUGCUGUACCCGGUGCGCUACAAGGCGAUCGUGUUCCGGCCCUUCAAGGGAGAGGUGGUGGACGCCGUGGUCACCCAGGUCAACAAGGUCGGGCUGUUCACCGAGAUCGGGCCCAUGUCCUGCUUCAUCUCCCGCCACUCCAUCCCCUCGGAGAUGGAAUUCGACCCCAACUCCAACCCCCCCUGCUACAAAACCGUGGACGAGGACAUCGUGAUCCAGCAGGACGACGAAAUUCGGCUGAAGAUCGUGGGAACGCGCGUGGACAAGAACGACAUCUUCGCCAUUGGCUCCUUGAUGGACGAUUACCUGGGCCUCGUCAGCUGAGCACCAGGAGCACCCAGGACUCCUCCCUAGUUGUGCCCCCCCCAAAUUUUGGGGUGCCCCCUCCCCAAAUUUUGGGACUCCCCCCCAGUUUUGGGGGGUUCUGGCGGCAGGGCCACCCCUGGAGCUGGGGGGGCUCUGCCUUUCUCCUCUACAUUCCCAAUAAAAGCCUUUUUCACCA
Messenger RNA from Oenanthe melanoleuca, 853 nucleotides. It is a transcript of the gene POLR2G, whose product is annotated as RNA polymerase II subunit G. Gene Ontology annotation, molecular function: single-stranded DNA binding; translation initiation factor binding; single-stranded RNA binding. Gene Ontology annotation, biological process: DNA-templated transcription; positive regulation of translational initiation; transcription initiation at RNA polymerase II promoter. Bases 157 to 675 code for a protein of 172 amino acids. Gene Ontology annotation, cellular component: RNA polymerase II, core complex; P-body. The record is from RefSeq and is a predicted model, not a curated record. The transcript has 8 exons. Lineage: Eukaryota; Metazoa; Chordata; Aves; Passeriformes; Muscicapidae.